Pistacia vera is the source of this 1635-nucleotide messenger RNA. RefSeq lists its product as uncharacterized. The record is from RefSeq and is a predicted model, not a curated record. NCBI's taxonomy places the organism in Eukaryota, Viridiplantae, Streptophyta, Magnoliopsida, Sapindales, Anacardiaceae. The transcript is spliced from 6 exons. Gene Ontology annotation, molecular function: oxidoreductase activity, acting on CH-OH group of donors. The coding region runs from base 1 to 1635 and encodes 544 amino acids.
AUGAAACAUGUCAUGGGUUUCCAAGCAAGCCAAGCAGUGGCGCUUAAUGCAAUGGGAUAUGAUGAAAGUGAUGGGAAAAUCAUUUUUGACAAGGGCACUAAUAAAAUCUGUUUCAGUCCACCCUGUGAUCCUUUACUCCCACGAAAAGUUAAGGCCUUUCAAAAGCUUGCAAAGAAAUUAGGGGGAAUCCUAUUCUUGUCAAGGUACCGAAGCACUUCGGUUCAUCUUUUAGGUGGUUGCAAUGCAGCUUCAGAUCCUUCACACGGUGUCUGCAACUCCAAUGGUCAGGUGUUUGACACAAAGGCAUUUACAACUGUGCACCCAGGCCUCUAUGUUUGUGAUGCUUCUUUAAUUCCAUGUUCUGUAGGCAUAAAUCCAUCUCUUACGAUUGCGGCAGCAGCUGAGCAUGUUAGUAAGCACCUUGUGAAGGAUGUUAUGGAGUACAAGAGCAAAAGAGGCAUAGACCUUGCAGUUAAAAAUGUUGACCGAUAUCCAGUUUUGGCCGAUAGUGAAAAAUUAAGGAGCACUGAUAGAUCAAUUGUUGCAAUCACAGAGACCAUGAAAGGGUAUAUUGGAGGUAUGCCAUGUGUUGCUUAUCUCAAAAUGAAAAUGAACUCCAAUAAUUCAGUUCAUGGAGAAUCUCAUCCACUUUUAAGAGGAAAAGUUGGAGGUUAUGUUGUUUUUGAAGCCAUUGAGAAGGAUCGGUUACAUGUUAUUGAUGGAGAAGUAGAUCUGUGCGAAGUGGAUUACAGAACUCCUUACACGCAGUACAUGCAUUACCGUCUUCUUCUCGCUUCUUCUUCUGGUUCAAGAUAUAUUCUUGAGGGACAGAAGAUAAUGAACCCCUUUCUGUUAGCACUGUAUGCUUGGAGGGAGGCAACUACAUUGCAUGUGACAUUUAAAAAUAUUUCGGGAAAAAGUUCGAGGCCAGAAGCGAUAAAUAUAACAGGAGAGCUUAGAAUUUCCCUAAUAGAGCUACUAAAGAGUCUCAUGAGUCUUGAAGGAAACAGGAGGAGAAGGUUCGUAGCCCUUUUUGCACAGGCUCUCCUGAGAACAUAUAUAUUACAAAUACCAAGACGGAACCCCGAGGUCUGUACCCUGCUAGAUUCUUACGAUAAAACUUAUCCAAACAGCACUCUUUAUGAAAUUAAAACAGACGAUGGAUAUACCAUCAGUUGCAAGCAAUGGAAGUGCAGUCAAACUCCAUGUCGACUUAAAAGAGAGGAACAACAAAAUCCUGUUCUCCUUAUUAAUGGAUAUGCAACAGAAAGUUACUGGCUCCCAUCAGAACCAAUCGAUUUAGUGAGAACUUUACUGGAAGAAGGGCGUGAGAUAUGGCUACUGCAAUCAAGAUUGCACCCUUUACAUCCUGCAAACAACUUCACAAUUGAAGAUAUUGCAAGAUUUGAUAUUCCUGCUGCAAUUGCUAAGAUCCUUGAAUUGCACGGGAAGGGCACAAAAGUUCAUGUUGUUGCACACUGUGUUGGAGGCUUAGCUGUUCACAUGGCCCUCUUGGGAGGACAUGUCUCGUCAACCCACUUAGCUUCUCUGUUUGCACAAACUCUUCAAUGUUCUUCAAGCUCAAUGCAUUGGCUACAUUCAAAUGUGGUUCCCCUGGUCCCUGCUUCGACUUGA